AUGCGCCCAGCCCUGGUUCUUGGUUGUCUCUCGACAGUGUUGGCCACAAAUGAUUUAGUCCGCCUCGAAUACACGUCUUACAAAGGCACAGCUCUUCCGAAUGGCAUCACUCAGUGGCUUGGGAUGCGAUAUGCCGCACCGCCGACGGGCAGUUUGAGAUUCGCUGCACCCCAAGAUCCUCCCGUCACCGACGAUAUCCGCGUAGCUGACAAGCACGGUGCCCUCUGCUUUGGAACGGGUAGCAAUGCUCACGACCCAACAUUAUCCGAAGACUGUCUCUUCCUGGAUGUCUACGCUCCAAGCCGCGCGACCAACACCUCCAGUCUGCCGGUCUAUUUCUUCAUUCAAGGUGGUGGCUUCAACUUCAACUCCAAUUCGAAUCACAACGGCAGCGGCUUGAUCACCACGUCUGGCCAUGGGCUUAUCGUCGUGACCUUUAACUACCGCGUUGGGCCAUAUGGGACCAAAGCUCUUGAAUGGGUGCAGAAGUACAUAUCCCAGUUCGGCGGAGACCCCAAGCAUGUUGUUCUCGGAGGAGAUUCCGCAGGUGCCGCAUCCAUCGCCUACCAUCUAACGGCAUACGGCGGUCGAGAUGACGGAUUAUUUGUCGCUGCAGCCGCCGAAUCGGUCAGUUUCGCACCCAUCCUGACCGUCGAGGAAAGUCAGUACCAGUACGACAACCUAGCGAAAAGCCUAGGCUGCGCGCCUCGCACCGCCAGCAGUCAAGAUGCAACCGUCAAGGAUGACACGCUGUCGUGUCUCCGCUCCAAGACAACAGCACAGUUUCAGGCCCAAACCCACAAUGUGCCGCCGUAUCCAGGUGCCCAAAACCCGCCUCUGUACAUGUGGAACCCGGUCCUGGACAACGCCCUGAUUCAAAACUACACCUACGCCGCCUUUGACAACGGCAACUUUCUGAGAGUCCCCGUCCUGUUCGGCGACGACACCAACGGCGGGACGAUCUUCACUCCUCGGGGGACAUCCAGCCAGGCCCAGUCCAACACGUUCCUGCACAACCAAUUCCCGCAACUGACGAUCGACCAGCUCCAGCGUCUCGACCAACUAUACCCAAACAACGGGCCUCAAUUCCCCAACUCGGGCUCCUGGUGGCGACAAGUCUCCAACGUCUACGGGGACAUGCGGUACAUGUGUCCGAACCUGUUCAUCUCGUCGGCCUACGCGCGGUACGGCGUGCCGCAAAACUGGAACUACUGGUACAACGUGGCCGACGCGGCCCAAAUCCGCCAGGGCUUGGGGGUGCCGCACACGGUCGAGCUCGCGGCCAUCUGGGGGCCCGACAACAUCCCCAACGGCGCCAGCCCGGCGAGCUACCGCAACGGCGGUCCGAAUGCGUGGAUCGUGCCACUCAUGCAGGGGUAUUGGAUCAGCUUCAUUCGCGUCCUGGACCCGAAUCCGUUCAGGAUCCAGGGCGCACCCAUGUGGCGGGAGUUUACGCUGGCAGACGAGGAGGGCAGCGCUGGUGCUGGUGCUGGUGCUGGUGACGGCGACAAUGACGGUGUUAGUGGUGGCGGUGGUGGUGACUGGAUGAGAAUGCUCUUCGACACGGCCGACACGACGGGCAUGGCCGCGGUCAGCACCGCCGUCAGGAAGAGGUGUCAAUACCUCAAUUCGAUCGGCUUGGCGCUCAAGCAGUAG
Molecule: messenger RNA, 1656 nt
Organism: Fonsecaea multimorphosa CBS 102226
Lineage: Eukaryota; Fungi; Ascomycota; Eurotiomycetes; Chaetothyriales; Herpotrichiellaceae
Exons: 3
Coding region: 1-1656 (551 amino acids)
Source: RefSeq, a predicted model, not a curated record